Messenger RNA from Tripterygium wilfordii, 516 nucleotides. RefSeq names its product probable transcription factor KAN2. The transcript is spliced from 3 exons. NCBI's taxonomy places the organism in Eukaryota, Viridiplantae, Streptophyta, Magnoliopsida, Celastrales, Celastraceae. The coding region runs from base 1 to 516 and encodes 171 amino acids. The record is from RefSeq and is a predicted model, not a curated record. Gene Ontology annotation, molecular function: DNA-binding transcription factor activity; DNA binding.
AUGGGUGCAGAGAGAGUAGAAAUAUAUGAUGAAGAUUAUUAUAACAUUAGUAGUAGUAGUGGAAGUGAUCAAAUUCAAGUCAAGAGUUGUGUCAAAACAUCUUUUGACUUGAAUGAAGAAGCAACUGAUGAUGAUUAUGAGACAACAGACAUCAAUGACAAGAACUCCAAUGAGUUAUCUUCUGAAGGCAAUUCAAGUAGUAAUACUAAAGAGAGAACGACGACGGCGGUGAGGCCAUAUGUUAGGUCAAAAUUGCCUAGGCUUCGAUGGACUCGUGAUCUCCAUCUAACUUUUGUGCGUGCCAUUGAAAAGCUCGGAGGACAAGAAAGAGCAACUCCCAAGUUGGUUCUUCAGUCGAUGAAUGUGAAAGGGCUUAGCAUUGCUCAUAUAAAGAGUCACCUGCAGACGUAUCGGGGUAAGAAGCUUGAUGAAUCUGGCAAAGGUAACAUAUAUCUAAAUCUCGACAUUGAAUCUAUGUAUGCUUUUAUGCUUGCAUAUAUGUCUCUACUCAUAUAA